AGGAAAACAUCACGGGGUUGUUUUUGCUUUCAUACACUUCGGUGUAGCGACAUGUCAGUCGUUAGCAUGCUAACACUGCUAACAGCCUCUUGAGAUGUUCCGCUUAUCAUUCACUUCAACCUACUUAGCUGAUUAUCUUUGUUAUAAUCAAAACAUAAACUGCGUACUUGCUAUUCUCGCUUAUAUGCUACUCGUGUUACACAACUUGCAACAGAGUUUAAUUAAUUUCUUAUGCAUCCAAAUGGCUGUGUUGAGGCUAACUGCUAGCUGUUUUGAUCAGUGGUGUUAUAUUUAACGUCCAGAAAGGAACUGCGCGGAUUCUUUGAUUAAAACAUAUAUGUAUGUUUUGUAUUUAGGCACAGCUCACAUUUGUUUCAUAUAUUUUUAACGCAUCGUAUGAUUUAUUUAUCCGGUUUAAAAAUUUAGUUUGGUUAGCCGCUCAGGUAAACAGCAGAGUUGUGCUUGCUUUUCUCUGGCAGUCUAGAAUGAUCUGUCACUCUGUAGCCAUGCUCUUUAAAACAUUAGCCGUCGAUCUCCGCAGCCACUGCUAAUACAACUACGCAACACACACGGCAGAUAAGACGUUAAGAUGAUUUUGCUUUUACUGUAAAUAAGGCCAUAAAAUGCAAUCCCCUAACUUUACCAGUGGCAUAAAAAUGUGACAGGAGCAUAAGUGUACUUAUAAUAUGUGGUUAGACCUUAUUUAAACGUCUGCUUAACGUCUGUAAAACUGGAGGAGGGUUACUAUGGAGCUAACAGCAGAAGGAACGGUUAGCUGCUGGAUUUUCUAUUUUAACCAUGUAACCAUAAACCUGAUCUAGUAUUUCAUUGAUUUCAAUGCUACGAUUUUGCUAAUUACAACCUAACUACACCAGAAUUGUAAUGUCCCUCCUUACCGAUGUAUAAGAUAAACACCGACGUAGGAAUAUAUGUGUCCACAAUGUGAGUCUGGAUUUAUUGAGGAGCUGCUGGAAGAGAGAAGUGCUGACAAUGGGUCCAUGUCCACCAUGUCCAGCGGACCCCAGAACCAACAACCAUUGGAGAAUCUUGACCAGCAUUUAUCUAUGUUCCCCUCCGGCUUUGGUCAGUUUUCCGUUAGCGUCUUUGAUGACACCUUUGACCUUGGGCCUGGACUAAGGACAGAGGACAAUCGGGAUGCUGAAAACCAGUCAGAAAGGGACAUGUCAUCUCGGCAGCGAUAUAGUGCCAGGCAGAGUAGAAGUCGUCAUGGUUCAAGACGGCAAGCAGGAAGGCACGACGGAGCUCCUACUUUAGAAGGUAUCAUCCAACAACUUGUGAAUGGAAUAAUUGGACCUCCUGCAAAUAUUGGUGUUGGGGCCUGGGGGGUUCUCCACUCCAAUCCAAUGGACUAUGCUUGGGGUGCUAAUGGACUUGAUGCUAUCAUAACACAGUUAUUAAACCAGUUUGAGAACUCGGGUCCACCGCCUGCUGACAGUGACAAAAUAAAAAGUCUUCCUACAGUGGAAAUUACCGAUGAGCAUGUUGCUUCAGGACUGGAAUGUCCAGUGUGUAAAGAAGAUUACAGUGUUGGAGAAAACGUGCGACAGCUCCCGUGCAAUCACAUGUUUCACAAUGAUUGCAUAGUCCCCUGGCUGGAACAGCACGACACUUGUCCAGUAUGCAGGACGAGCUUGACUGGACUGAACACGGCAACAAACCCUCCAGAACUCUCAGAGAUGAACUUUACAUCCUCCCCUUCCUCCUCAUCCUCAUCCUCCUCCUCCUCCACCUCUUCUUCCCCUCCGUCCUCGGAUUCCACCAGCAACGAGAGCUCCGCUGAUAACUCGUAGGCAGGGUAUUUGUGUCCGUCACUUCAUGAGCCGGUUUCUGCUCCUCGGCUGAGCAGUGACCUCCUGUCCCUCCCUGCUGAAGGGCAGAGGCCUGAGUGCAUAUCACCAGGAUCACUCAGGCCUGUUUCAGGGGUAAGUGAUACAUGUGUUUAUGUAUUUCUGCCCGCUGUGUCCCCUCCCUGCCCCCCCACCACCGCCACCUUCAUCAGGAAUGUGAACAAUGGAAGGGCAGACGCCUCCGGUGCAGCUUGUGACUGGGAGGAAGUGGAAAAGCGUGAAAACGUCAAGAGAUUCGUGGAGUUCAAAGCACCUCUUAAAAGAGGAGAAUCCAAAGGUAGAAGACCAGGAGAGCCAAGACGAUUACCAGUGUUUUUGUAAACCUCCAGCCUUGGUUGAUGUAAUAUGACCCACUUUUGCGAUAGGCAAAACGUAUGGGAUUCCUUUUUGUAAUAAGUCGCGUACAAAUCUUUGAGUGUGCAGCUUCAGUGUGCAUUCAAAUGUAUUUAUGGUGUGAAUGAAUAUUACACUUCAAUAUAUUUCCAAUUAAAAUUUACAAUAGUUUGUAGGAUUGUUUAUUUUGAACGAGUGAUCUUAUCUGAUGAAUUGCAGUGAUUGUUUGAAUAAAACUAGUCUUUUUUUUUUUUUUAUGUCCAGUACGUGCUAACCUAAGUAUUUUUAAAAUUGAGAUUUCUUUUAAUCUCAGUUGCUGCAGUUUUUGGUGACAAAAUCUAAGCAUUAUACAAAAAAAAAAAAAAAAAAACAAUAACAAAAAACAGUUUGAGAUGUAAACGUGCACGCUCGAUGUAUAGAGGUUUUUAAUGCUAACACAGGGGCCCACUUUGCACAUGCCCAAUUUGCCUUUUUUUUUCGUUUUUUUUUUUGCAAAAGCACAUAUGCAGUGAGGCAGUUAAAAAAAUCUUUUCCUCAUCUGCCUUUUGUCCUCACUUCGUUUCCAUGUAGCGUCAAACUAAAGCUGCUGUAGGUAUUUUUGCUGCGUUCAUGUUGUCUUGGAAGUCGAAACAACUCUGAUUGAGAGGGUGCCUGUUGCAAGUCAGAAAACACUGGGAUUUGCUAAUAGCUUUUGUGCUAACAUUCUUUUAGUAAUACACACCUGUUAUACAUUUCUCAUGAUAUUCAAACUCAAAAGGAACUUAGAUUCUUUAGAGCACUAAAGGGAAUACAAGCCAUGGGAAUUGUUUAGUAAUGUCAUUAUCUUCCAUCUGCAUCUGCCCAUGCAGGACACUGAAUCGAGAGCUGCUCUACGAGCUCCUUCUUUAUCAGCUGGAAUACUGAGGGGAUAAUUUGCGAAUUUGAAUUGGCAAAUUGUUUUGCUGACUGAGAACUCUAAAAAUCUGACUUCAGAGAACAAAGAAGCACUACUUAAAAAGAGUAAAAUGUAUGUUAGAGAACAGAAACUAGAGCUGAAUCUUUAGCCCCAGCUCUGCUCUUGCAGAUUUAUGGAUCUUUGGAGUAGUAUGUCAGCAUAGCAAAAUGUCAACAUUUUGCUACUUGCUGGCAAACAUAGGUCUUAAACAUUUUUUUUUUUUAUUAGAAUAUGAAGAUUCAGAGAUAAAGUAUCAGUUAAAAUAGCUGGGGUGUAAAAAUCUCAUUAGGAUUUGUGGGAAUCAUGUCUAAUUCUUGCAAAGUAUUUUUUUUUUAAAUAAAGUUAUUUACUAAUGUCUUCAGUUGAAAAAAUUUCAAUCG
Molecule: messenger RNA, 3515 nt
Organism: Gambusia affinis (western mosquitofish)
Lineage: Eukaryota; Metazoa; Chordata; Actinopteri; Cyprinodontiformes; Poeciliidae
Product: E3 ubiquitin-protein ligase RNF126-like
Exons: 9
Coding region: 930-1811 (293 amino acids)
Biological process (GO): protein ubiquitination
Cellular component (GO): cytoplasm
Molecular function (GO): ubiquitin protein ligase activity
Source: RefSeq, a predicted model, not a curated record